Scaptodrosophila lebanonensis is the source of this 943-nucleotide messenger RNA. RefSeq names its product lysozyme. The transcript is spliced from 2 exons. Lineage: Eukaryota; Metazoa; Arthropoda; Insecta; Diptera; Drosophilidae. Gene Ontology annotation, molecular function: lysozyme activity. Bases 69 to 542 code for a protein of 157 amino acids. The record is from RefSeq and is a predicted model, not a curated record.
CUCAGUAUAUUAUAAAUAGUCGACCCGAUGGGAAGCGUGUAUCGUACUAUAGGUGCAGUAAUUUGAAUAUGACGGCGUCAACACUUCUCGGACUCGGCUGUGCACUGCUCGUGAUCUAUUGUGGUGCGGCUGGAGCUGUUGAGAAACCCAUCACAGAGAUUUGUCUCACUUGUAUGUGUGAGGCCCUGAGCGGCUGCAAUGCAACUGCGGUUUGUGUGAAUGGCGCCUGCGGUAUAUUUCGCAUUACCUGGGAUCAAUGGGUGGACUCGGGACGGUUGACGGUGGAGGGAGACUCACCCAUGUCGGACACUGCCUUCACGAAUUGUGCCAAUGAUCCUAUCUGUGGUGCCGACACACUCCAAAGCUAUAUGGUCAGGUAUGGACAAGACUGUAAUGGUGAUCAGCAGGAGGAUUGUUUUGACUAUGGCGCCAUUCACUAUAUGGGACCGUUCAAUUGUCAAGCCGAUAUGCCCUAUACCUAUGAGAGCAUUUUCAAAAAGUGUCUCAAGCGGCAGCAGCAACAGUGGAAGCAACAAAUUUAAGCUCACCUAUAAUACUUGAAUAGCGCACUGAAGGUCCUAACAUAAAAUGAAAAUAAUUGCUAGCUACAUACAUACAUACAUUUAGCAAUAUUGUGUGGAAAUUGAAUUGCAAAUGAUUGCAUUUUUCUAGCAAGCGCACUAUUUAUAUGCACUAUUUAUACUAGAUACGGAAAUCCCACUACCGGCUCUCAGCUUUGCUCUAUAAGCGGAAAAAGCAAGGUAGAUAAACAUGUUUGAGCCAAUUUAAAGCUAUCACAUUUAAUUACGUUAGUUUAGAGUACUGGGAGGGUACUACGCAAUUUAAUUCUUGGAAAAUGUACACCUUCAGUUUUACAACUGCUACAUUUUGAAUAAUAAUGAAUAAUAUAAGUAUACUGAAUAAAUAGAAUUUAUUUCUAAAA